AAAUUCCCAGUGAAGCCUGGAAAGGUCAAAAAGGGCUCUUCAUUUAAGAAUCAAAAAUUUAGACUGAAAAUUUAGAAAGGUACAAAGAGGCAAACUGUUCAAGAGGUCAGGCCACAUGACAUAUAAUAAUGCUAUCGAUGCUGGAUCCCAAACUCCAAAAUAAAAGCACCUGCUAUUUGAAUACCCAAGAUAUCCUCAACUACAUACAUAGGGAAGCUAUUCUUAACAAAAGACCUUGAAGGAAAUAAAAGAAAUCGAAUUUGAGUGCUCGACUCUGCCAUUUUAUAUUCGAUUUAGUAUUAUGAUAAUUAUUUCACAUCUGUUAAAUUACUAUUUAAUUGUGGAUUGAAAUGGUAAAUUAGUAAUGGACGGAAUUUAAGUUGUUCUAACAAUACACAUUAUUGAAGAAGCAGCAAAUGAAUGUAAAAAUGAAAAAUACAAGGAAAUAUUGCAGAAAUGUUGAUAGAUAUGAUUGAAAAUUCUAAGAUAAUUUGCUAGCAAGGUCUAAUAAGCUCAUUUAGAUAGUUUAUUAGCACUAUAUUGAUUUCUGCAAGAUGCAAAGUGCAAAUUUGUACCAGAACACUGUUGAGAUUGUAUAUAUAGUGAAGAAUACCUUCUGCAUCAGCUCGAAGCGAAUAUACAAGGUUGAGAAACGUUGCUUGUGCGCUUGUUUAAAAGAGCAAAGUAGAGGAGUGUGGAGGUCCACAAGGAAGAAACACGGUGAAGGUAAGAAAACCAAGAGAAGGAGAAGAAGAUGAAGAAAAAGAACGAAGUGAGGUAGUAGAAGAGAGGUAAAGAGGUAUAUAAUCCAACUAUCCAACACUAUAUUCUCGACCCGCCUGUAUAUAUGCUUGCCUGUCUGUUCAACAAGUCGCUGGAAGAAGUGGAAGAGAAGGUACGCAACGACUGAUAUACCACGUUGAUGGAGAUGGUGGUGGUGGAGAAAGGCAGAAAGAGAGGCAUAGCUGAGAAAGAGAGAUCAGUAUACAGCUUGGACUUAGGUCUUAGGUUGUGUGAUUGCUCUACAGACUUGAUCAGCAACACAAGGUGAGACGUAACACGCGUGGACCAAAAACUUUGGAGCUUUUUUUUUAACUACAUUUUUAAUACUUGUGACUUUUUAUUUUUUUUAUUAAAAACAGUUUUUUGUGAUAAGUUAUUUUUACAUGGAAUUUUUCUGAUAUAACAAGUGUUAAAAGUGUUUCAAGAAGAGUUUUAUUUCAAUUUUUUUUUUACUGCUGAUGAUGAGUACUACGUGUAAAUAUAUAUCGGAGUUUUCUUUUAUGUAAACUGUUAACAAAUUGAUGUGUUAAUUUUUCUGUGCACCUCAAACAUUUCUAUUUUGUGGCUUGAAAUAUAACUGUGACGAUAAUUAUCUUAAAGUAAAUAACAGCAAUCAGGACACGAGAUUGUUUGUGACAAGUCUGAUUUCAAGUGUAUGUACACGUGUGUGAGUAUGUGGGUGUAUAAGAGCUGUCAGUUAUCUUAAAAAAUUAUUCGUUUAGUGCAAUAUUUAUUUUAUUUAUUAUUUUAAACAACUUUUUAUCAAAAAUAACUUGAAUAAUUUCCUCUAUUGGAUGUAUAUAUGAAAAUGUAAAUAACUGCGUGGUUUUCAAAUUGAAGAUGGAUGAACAAUUUCAAAAAAUGAACAAAAUUCGAUAAUGAUGCUUGAAAGUAUGGGCUCAGGAGAGAUAAGAAAAUUAUUCAAAAUUCUAUUAACAUACCCAUACUUGGAUAAAAAGCAACAAGCAUUAUAUUUGGUUAAUUAUAAAGGGCAUGUAGCUCAAUAUGAACCAUCAGCGUGGACAUGAACCAUCAUCAUGGACACUAUCGACCUUUCAUAUUUGUGUGAUUUUUUUUCUGGUUGCUAUCUUAGGUAGCAACCAGACCUCUGCUGAUCCUAGUUCUGAAUUUGUCAAAGGAAAAAUUUGCAUCGGUACCAAUGGACGACUAUCAGUGCCAUCAAAUAAACAACAUCACUACAGAAAUUUACGUGACCGAUACACAAAUUGUACUUAUGUCGAUGGGAAUUUGGAGAUUACCUGGCUACAAAAUGAUAGCUUAGAUCUUAGUUUUUUACAAUAUAUCCGAGAAGUUACUGGUUAUGUUCUCAUUAGCCAUGUGGAUGUACGAAGAGUGGUCUUGCCACGACUCCAAAUUAUCCGAGGACGGACUUUAUUCAAGCUCAACAUACAUGAUAAUGAGUUUGCACUGUUUGUCACCAUGUGUCAGAUGUAUAAUCUCGAAAUGCCAGCACUCAGAGACAUUCUUAGUGGCAGUGUUGGCAUGUUUAAUAAUUACAAUUUAUGUCACAUUAAAACCAUCAACUGGGACGAAAUAAUAACUGGUCUUGGAGGCAGAUAUUUCUAUGUUUAUAAUUUUACAUCACCAGAAAGAACAUGCCCGGAAUGUGAUCGCAGCUGUGAACAAGGAUGCUGGGGAGAGGGUCCAGAAAAUUGUCAGAAAUUUUCUAAAACCAAUUGCUCACCUCAGUGUUGGCAAGGAAGAUGCUUUGGCCCUAAUCCUCGUGAAUGUUGUCAUCUAUUCUGUGCUGGUGGAUGUACAGGACCUAAACAAAGCGACUGUUUAGCCUGUAAGAGUUUCCUUGAUGAUGGUGUUUGCACGUUGGAAUGUCCGCCGAUGCAAAAAUAUAAUCCAACAACUUAUUCAUGGGAGGCUAAUCCUGAUGGAAAGUAUGCCUAUGGUGCAACUUGUGUCAGAAAAUGUCCAGAACAUUUAUUGAGAGAUAAUGGAGCUUGUGUGCGAUCUUGCCCUCCUAAAAAGAAAGCUCUUAAUGGAGAGUGUGUCCCUUGUGAUGGACCAUGUCCCAAAACCUGUCUGGGGGUUGAUCCAAUUCACUCUGGAAAUAUUGAUCAAUUCAGAGACUGUACCAUAUAUGAGGGAUCAAUCAAUAUUAUGCAGCAUACUUUUGAUGGUUAUCAACAUAUUUUGCCAAACUUUACAUUUGGUUCGAGAUAUGGACCUAUGCAUCCAGAUCGUUUAGAAAUAUUUAGCACUUUAAAAGAAGUCACUGGAUAUAUUAAUAUUCAAGCUCAUCAUCCAGCUUUUACUAAUUUAUCAUACUUUAGAAAUCUUGAAAUUAUCGGAGGUCGACAACUUACUGAAUAUUUUGCAUCAUUGUAUAUAGUCAAAACAGCGCUAGUCUCGCUUGGUUUACGUUCGUUGAAAAAAAUUAAUUCUGGAUCAAUUAUUGUUUUGGAAAAUAAAGAUCUCUGCUAUGCACAGACUAUUGACUGGAGUAGAAUUAAAAAUUCAUCAGAGCACGAGAGUCUCUUGUCCAAUAAUAGAAAUGAAUCUGAAUGCGUUAAGGAUGGUCUGGUGUGUGAUGAACAAUGCUCCAGUGAAGGAUGUUGGGGACCUGGCCCUUCACAGUGUCUUUCUUGUAAAAAUUUCAUGCUUGAUAAUGUAUGUAUCGAGAGCUGCAGUAUUAUACCUGGAAUUUACCAAUCUGAUGCUCGUAUUUGCAAACGUUGUCAUGAAGAGUGUGAUGGUUCAUGUGAUGGUCCAAACGCUGAACAUUGCACAAAAUGUAAACAUCUUCGCGACGGUCCAUUUUGUGUCAAAGAGUGUCCCUCGUCUAAAUACAAUGAUAAUGGCCAUUGUAAAUCCUGUCAUGAAAACUGUGUAGGAGGAUGUGAGGGUCCAGAAAACAAUAUAGGACCCAAUGGAUGUCAUAGUUGUGUAAAAGCUAUUAUGAAUGGCCAUGUUCCGGAAGGAUGUUUACAAAAACGUGAGCCAUGUCCUGAAGGCUAUUACUACGAGUGGGUGAGUCCCCAAGAGCAAGGAUCAUUGAAACCUCUUGCUGGAAAAGCAGUAUGUCGAAAGUGUCAUGCACGAUGUAAAAAAUGUACUGGUUAUGGCGUCCACGAGCAAGUUUGUCAACAAUGUGUAAAAUAUAAAAGAGAUGAACAUUGUGAGGAUGAAUGUCCAGCUGAUCAUUAUGUAGAAGUUGAAUCUCAAUUAUGUAUACCUUGUUCAUCGGAAUGUCGUAGCUGCUAUGGUCCAGGUUCUAAUCAAUGUCAUAAGUGCCGUAAUUUCAAAUUAUACCUAGAAUCAACACCGCCAUAUGAUAACACAACAAGAUUUAACUGUACAGAAACAUGUCCAUCAGAAGUUCCUCAUAAAAUUUUUCCUCCUGAUGAUGAACCGUACUGUUCUUUUGAACCAGUACUUGGAUCAUCUCAUUUAGAAAAUGAAUUUCUAAACCGACCUCUGGUUCUCGCAAUCAUUGGUGGAGUAAUGACUUUUGUUAUGAUUGCCGGAGCAAUUAUAAUGUGGCAAUGGCGACUAAAGACAAAAGCUAAAGAGAAUACUGUUAAAAUGACGAUGGCUCUUACUGGUUUAGAUGAUAAUGAACCAUUAAGGCCAACAGGUGUAAAACCUAAUCUAGCAAAACUAAGAAUUAUUAAGGAAGAGGAAAUGAGAAAAGGUGGGAUUCUUGGAUAUGGAGCAUUUGGGAAUGUUUAUAAAGGUGUAUGGGUUCCUGAAGGAGAAAAUGUUAAGAUUCCAGUAGCCAUUAAAGUUUUACAUGACAACACAGGAGCAAAUACAUCAAAAGAAUUCCUUGAUGAGGCUUACAUAAUGGCUAGCGUUGAACAUCCCAAUCUUCUUCAACUUUUAGCAGUUUGUAUGACUUCUCAGAUGAUGUUGGUUACUCAAUUGAUGCCUUUAGGCUGUCUCUUAGAUUUUGUACGCACUUAUAAAGACAAAAUUGGUUCAAAACCUCUUCUAAAUUGGUCAACACAAAUUGCUCGUGGUAUGGCUUAUCUUGAGGAACGACGAUUAGUUCAUCGAGAUCUUGCAGCAAGAAAUGUACUUGUACAGACGGCCAAUUGUGUAAAAAUUACCGAUUUUGGUUUAGCUAAAUUACUAGAUAUUAAUGAAGAACAAUAUAAAGCAGCAGGUGGCAAAAUGCCCAUUAAAUGGCUUGCUCUUGAGUGUAUUCAACAUCGUGUUUUUACUCAUAAAUCUGAUGUUUGGGCAUUUGGAGUUACAAUAUGGGAAGUUUUUACCUAUGGUGAAAGGCCUUAUGACAAUGUUCCGGCACGUAAUGUUCCUGAAUUACUUGAAAAAGGAGAGAGAUUACCUCAACCAGCCAUCUGCAGUAUUGACGUUUAUAUGAUUAUGAUCAAAUGCUGGAUGUUGGAUGCAGAAUCAAGACCAAGCUUCAAAGAAUUAGCUGACGAUUUUGCAAAAAUGUCGAGAGAUCCUGGUCGUUAUCUUGCCAUUAAAGGAGAUAAAUACAUGAGAUUACCGUCAUAUACUCUACAGGACGAAAAAGAAAUGAUUCGACAUCUAACAUCAACAGUUGAGGAUCCUGAGGCAUUAGUUGAUGGUGAUGAGUAUCUUCAGCCAAAGUCACGUGCACCAAUACCACCGAGACUUGCAGCAUCAAGUAUUGUUGAUUCUCCGCCUCCCACGCCAGUAAAAACGAGUUGGCCAAACGGAACAUUAUCAGCUCUCACAACGGAUUCUCCAACACCUCAAAAUCAACAAAAUUGGGAUCGUGAAUUACUCACGAGGUAUAAUGCAGGCACUCACACCAGUGAAAGUGCAUCGAAUAAAGUUCCCAAUCGCCAACGUAUUCAACAUCAAACCAACUGCACUCAUCCUAGCGAUCAAAAUUGUCGAAGCGUGGUUGGGAAGGAUGGUAAAUCACGAUAUUGUUCGGAUCCAUUAAAAAUAAUCGGUGGAACAAGGGAUUGUGACGUGACUGACGAUGGUUUCCAAACAGAGGCUACAAAUGUACAUCAGCAAGCUCAAGUAGGUGGUCUCAAGCUCGAUUUACCUCUGGAUGAAGAUGAUUACCUCAUGCCUUCACCACAAAUCCCCACUAAUGCCGCACAAUACAUGGAUCUUAUUGGAGACACGAAGCCCACCGAAUCAGAUCCAAAAGUGGUAAUGAAUGGUUAUCGAACAUAUCCAGAAUUCACAAGUAUAGCAGGUAAAACGUCUCUGGAUAAUCCAGAGUAUUUAAUGUCUCAGGACGGUCCUCUGAGUCCCCAGAUUAUUGGUAUUCCAACAGUAGAUCUGGAUAGGGUACUUACCGGUGGUACGUUUGGUUCUCAAGUAAAGCAACGAUGCUCUGAAGAAGAAUCUGACCAUGAGUACUACAAUGAUUUCGAUCGGCUUGAACGUGAACUCCAACCCCUCAAACCAUUGCGAAAAAAUGAAACGACCGUAUAGCUUGCAGUUACCUUAGUUAGGCGAACAAACUAAAUAGUUCUCUUGAAAUUCUACUGCUUUACAGAAAUCAUUUGCAGUACUUGGUUCAAACUGAUUAAGUAUAAGAGUAUACUAUCGGCAUUUACUACCAUGUAGAGUGGAGAUAUACUGAUUAUUGCCUUAGUAAUUUUGCCAUUCUUUAUCUCUCAAUAGUAUACCCGAUAUACUAUUUUAUUUAUACUAGUGCAAAGAAGAGUAAUAAUAAUUGACAUUGACCUAAAGUGCCAUUUAUGUGGCGUGUAAAUAUUAAAAUAUUGAUUUCAAAAUAGUCUAUAUAAUAACUUAAAAACUGAGUCCAAUUUUAUUUUUAUUUUUACGACUAGUAUUUUUUUAAAUAAAAAAUGUUAAUAGUUAAAAUUUUACAAAUAAUGAACCGUAUUCAUUGAUCCCUGUCGAUGACAGACCGCAAUUACUUGAAGCAAUUAAAUAAUAAUAAAUGUUUUAAUUAUUUUCGAAAUACCACGUAAUCAUGUAUCUUAUUUUAAGUAUUAUCAAGUUAUACAGCAUUAUCAAUUUUAUAUUGUAUAGUAUACAUCAGUAUUUUAUACUCUUGACAUGAACAAAAUUACCUGUAAUAUAAAUAUAUUUAUAUAUGUUUCAAGUACUUGGCGGUAAUAAUAAUGAAUAAACGGUAUCUUAGCGCAGUAUAUUGACUGCUAACUGUGAUGGAGUAAUUUUAUAAUUUUUUUUUUAGAGUUUAAUAUAAGUUUUGCGGACCAAUAAAAUUGGACCAUGUAAGAGGUAUGAAAAAAUUCCUCGCUAGAAAAAAAAAUCGACUUUGUAAAUAACAAUUAAUUAGGUUUAAUGACAAUAAUUUAACUUGCUUAUAAACAAUUGAUCAACUGUGAGACAAGUACUUGAAAAAAAUAACUAAUCUUUUUUGUUGUUGUUAUUAGGGUAAAUAAUUAUAUAAAAGUCCCAUUCAUUCUGUAUUUUAAUAUUUUUAUAUAGCAUUAGCAUGUGCCAUUUUGUGCAAAAAUACAACGAAACAUAACAUUACAAUUGCCGAUUUGUGGAAAAAACAAAAUUAAUUUUAUUAACUAUGGUAUUUUAAUUAAAUAAACCUAACUAUUUGAAAUUACAGUUUCAAUCAACUAGCCAUACAUCUCUAUAGUUCAGCAACUUUUUACAUUUAUUUACACGAUUGUACAUUUUUGUAUUAAUUGUUACGUAUUAUCAUAAUGACAUUAUAAUUAGGCGU
This is a messenger RNA of Chelonus insularis, 7447 nucleotides long. It is a transcript of the gene Egfr, whose product is annotated as epidermal growth factor receptor. The record is from RefSeq and is a predicted model, not a curated record. Gene Ontology annotation, biological process: cell surface receptor protein tyrosine kinase signaling pathway; protein phosphorylation; multicellular organism development. The transcript has 7 exons. Lineage: Eukaryota; Metazoa; Arthropoda; Insecta; Hymenoptera; Braconidae. Bases 1789 to 6207 code for a protein of 1472 amino acids. Gene Ontology annotation, molecular function: ATP binding; transmembrane receptor protein tyrosine kinase activity. Gene Ontology annotation, cellular component: basal plasma membrane; signaling receptor complex; plasma membrane.